AAAAUAGUACACCGGAUGUAGCACUGCGCUAACUUUCUGAAACGGAAGACGUACGAUGUAGGUGUUGUACGUUAAGAGCACGAACGAAAUAGAAAUUUACAUUUUUUUUUACAUUACCCAAAGAGGAAAAGCUGAUUUUAUAUAAUUUCAUAUCAGUUCCAGAGUUCGUGAUGUUUAACAGACAGAACAGCCUUUGGAUGGGGGAUUUGGACCCAUAUAUGGAUGAGAACUUCGUCAAACAGGCCUUUAGUGCUAUGGGAGAAUCACCGCUGGGAGUCAAGAUCAUCACUCACAGGAUAACCGGUGGUUCGGCAGGAUACUGCUUUGUGGAGCUGGCAGACGAAGCGAGUGUCGACCGCUGUGUGCAACGGCUCAAUGGAAAACUGGUUCCAGCAUCAAACCCGCCCCGGAAGUUUAAGCUAAACUUUGCUACCUACGGUAAACGACCAGAGGCGGGGCCGGAGUUCUCUGUGUUUGUGGGGGACUUGGCCUCUGAAGUGGACGACUACCAGCUUCAUCAGCUAUUUAAGAAGUACCCAUCCUGCAAGGGGGCCAAAGUAGUCACUGACCAGUACGGGUACUCGAGAGGCUACGGCUUUGUUAAGUUUGGAGAUGAGAGCGAGCAGAAGAAGGCCAUUGAGGAGUGCCAGGGUACAGUGCUGGGGGGGAAGCCUCUCAGGCUCAGUAUUGCUGUAGCAAAAAGUCAGAAGAUCACAAACUACCAAGCAAGUCAAGGCCAGAAUUAUAGCAACUACAACCAAACACAGCCUGGCUACUAUGGCGGUCAAACAGGUGGAAAUCAAGGCGGCUACUACCCUCAGUGGGGCGGCUACGACCAGUAUGGCGGCUACAACAGCAGUGGCUAUGGAGGCUAUGGAGGCGGCUACAACAGCGGCUACAAUAGUGGCUACAGUUAUAAUUAUGGGCCCUAUGGAUACCCCCCACCAGGUCACAUGAUGCCACCGCCCCCCAUGGGGAUGCCACCUGUAACCACCGACGUGACAGAAGCUGUAGAGGGCCAAGAGCAGGUCGAACAGACUGAGGAUGAUAAUGAAGAAGAACCCAUCCCUGAAUGUGACACGGAGCUGUGGAACAAAGAGUUUAUGCAGCGCAGUGAGGAGCUUUAUGACGCCAUGAUGAACUGUCACUGGGAGCCACUGGACUCUAUAGAAUCCCCCAUCCCCACCCUUUGAUCGAUUUUGUCUUUCUCUGUUAAAAUAAGAUUUUAUAUGCUUUAAAAUAUGCCACCACAUUAACAUCCUAUAAAAGCCAGCAAGAGUUUGACUUCUGCAGACACAGACAUUCACUCUAUGAUAUUGUUUACCAUGUUGGUAACAAACAGGACAUUUGUUAAUAGUGUGUUUACGGAGUGAAACUGUCUGCAUACACCAGAGAAUCAAACGUUCUGAGGCCGAUUGGCACUCUGAAGUCGUUGUUACAUAAUUGGAUGUUGUGUGUUUUUUUUAUCCCGUGAUGAAGAACAAAGCACAGGCUCUUUAUUGUUGUUGUUGAUUCAUGUUGAAAUAACCAGAAAAAUGUUCUUGUCAGAGUUUUCUCCAAACAACAACAACAAAAAAAAAGAAAGCCACGCCUUUUGUUUGAUUGUUCCAUUGGUUCAGUAUGGUCGCUAGCAUUUUUCACAUUUACUGUUUCGGUUCAUAAGGACUUCUAGGCUUAGAUAAUUUUAUUUGUAUGUGGUCAGCAGUUUGGAACGAUGGUAUAGAGGUCAGCAUAUAAACUAAAAUGUUGACAAGCUGAGAGCUCAUCGUGGUACGUCCUCCAGAGACGUCUCAUUGGUGGAACUAAGGCUGGAUAACGGAUGCAUUUGUGUUCUGAUCUUUAAUAAUAUUUUGUAUAUAUUUUUUUCUGAAGAUGUUUUAUAAAAUAAAAUUGGGUGAAGCUGA
Messenger RNA from Nothobranchius furzeri (turquoise killifish), 1904 nucleotides. RefSeq names its product tRNA selenocysteine 1 associated protein 1b (gene trnau1apb). Gene Ontology annotation, biological process: selenocysteine incorporation. Lineage: Eukaryota; Metazoa; Chordata; Actinopteri; Cyprinodontiformes; Nothobranchiidae. The record is from RefSeq and is a predicted model, not a curated record. Gene Ontology annotation, cellular component: nucleus. Gene Ontology annotation, molecular function: tRNA binding.